GCUAGGUGGAGUAAGUAUCAUUUUACUCUGUUUGGGAUUUUACAGUAAAUUUUGCUUGAUUUAUCCAAUUGUAGGAAAACUUGGGUUGCUUGAUUCCUUGUGACUAUUAGAUCAUUCUGAUUUCAAAUGGAAGAGUUAAGUGCUGCUCUUGCUCAAGUUGCAGCAACCGGUGGAUCACCAAAGGAUCAGACUGACAAGUAUCGUGUUAUUUUAGAUGCUAUUGUUGCAAAUCAAAAUAUCAAUGAAUUGAUCGAAGGAGUUAAGCUUUUCGUCAAAAGUAUUAUAAAUGAAUCAGUUAGUUUGGUUAUAUCCAGACAAUUGUUGAUUGACAUUGCCGCUAUGUUGACAAAAUUUCAAAAUGAUGUUACCAAGUCCAUUGCUCAUUUCAUAUUGGACAAAGUUCAACCUCGUGUUAUAUCAUUUGAGGAACAAGUCGCCGCAAUUCGUCAACAUUUAGCAGGUAUUUAUGAGAAAGAGGAACAAUGGAAAGAGGCCGCUAAUGUCUUGGUUGGAAUCCCAUUAGAAACUGGCCAAAAACACUAUACAGCUGAUUAUAAAUUAGAAACGUAUCUGAAAAUUGCUCGACUGUACUUAGAAGAUGAAGAUCCUGUUCAAGCUGAAGCUUUCAUAAACCGUGCGUCCAUGCUCCAAGCUUCAACACAAAAUGAACAAUUGCAAGUACAUUACAAAGUCUGUUAUGCUCGCGUUCUUGAUUAUCGUAGAAAAUUUAUAGAAGCUGCUCAGAGAUAUAAUGAACUCAGCUAUAAAACAAUUGUUGACGAAAAUGAAAGAAUUGAAAGCUUGAAAAAAGCUAUGAUUUGUACUGUUUUAGCCUCUGCCGGUCAGCAAAGGUCUCGAAUGUUGGCUAAUCUAUUCAAAGAUGAAAGGUGUCAACAGCUACCUUGCUUCAACAUUUUAGAGAAAAUGUAUCUUGAUAGGAUAAUCAAAAGGUCAGAAAUGGAUGAAAUCUCCGAAUUACUUGCCGCGCAUCAGAGGGCCAAAACUGCUGAUGGUUCUUCCAUAUUGGAUCGAGCUAUUGUUGAACACAAUUUGCUAUCUGCUUCUAAACUUUACAAUAAUAUUAAAUUCGUGGAGUUAGGAGCCAUUUUAGAAAUCGAUCCUCGAAAAGCUGAGAGAAUCGCAUCGCAAAUGAUUACUGAAGGAAGAAUGGCUGGUUCAAUUGAUCAAAUCGCUUCUAUUGUUCACUUUGAAACGAGAGAUAUUUUGCCUACCUUUGAUGAACAAAUUCAAGAUAUAUGUUUCCAAGUUAACAACCUAAUCGAAAAAAUAAGUCAAUCAUCUCCUCAAUGGAUGGAAACUACUUUAGAUGCCCAAAUGGUUCUCUAAAUAAUCAUAACUGUAUUUUCAACCCUGUUACUGCAAUUUAAAAACUAGCUUCAUUUAUUCAAAUUGUCAUUACCGGUAUCAAGUCAUUCCUCAUUUUUGUGGUUUUUUAUUCAUUUGGCGGAGUUUGUGGCAGCAUACUGACAGGUAUACAACUUAUUCAAGAUGCAAGAUACAUUGUACAUGCAUAUGAAUAAUAAUUUGUUGCCUAUGGAA
Molecule: messenger RNA, 1560 nt
Organism: Tetranychus urticae (two-spotted spider mite)
Lineage: Eukaryota; Metazoa; Arthropoda; Arachnida; Trombidiformes; Tetranychidae
Source: RefSeq, a predicted model, not a curated record